AUGGAUCCUGUUUCUGGCGCGCUGGGGGUGGUAGCCGGUGUCACAAGCAUCGUCUCCGUCAUUGGGAAGUCAGUUGCCGCCUUGAACCAACUCCGCCAGAAGUAUCGAGACGCGGAACUCAACAUCACGCUGCUGACCGGUCAGCUACGAAUCGUCCAAAGAGCACUGCUCCAGGUCCAAGGGUGGGCGGAAAGUUUACAGGGCGAUUCCCAAUACUACCAGCUCUUGAUCGACCUUGGAGAUGCGGUCACGCAUUGCAAACUACUUGUCGAAUACAUCCAUAACCAGAUCUCAAAGUUCCAGUGGGGCGAUGAUGCGCUGCUCGGCCCUGGAAGCAAAGUCAUCUACUUGCUGGAAGACCAGGCGACCAAAGACUGCCUCACCCGACUCGACCAUCACAUCAACGCUCUCAACUUGUGCCUGACGGCCACCCAAUGGUAUGUGUCAGUCCCUUCUCCGGAAGAAGCCGUCGCUGAUCGAAGCAGCCGAACACCACACGAUCAAGAACUGCUGCUGCAUAGGAAGGCGAGCAGAAAAGUCUUCGAUCGGGCGAGAGACGAUGCCACGUCCCUCAUCGGCUUCCGUGAUUCCGCUUCCUUCGCCACCUUGAGGACCAACCUCUCGACAGAUACAAAAUUGUCGAGGACGUUCGACUUCGAUGGCCUGCUGUUGAGACACAAGAUCUAUCAGAACACUUUCAGGUCGAUGCUGAGGCGUGCCAAUUCUCCGACGGAAGAGCGUAUCGUGGAGAGAGGACAACGACGAGCACUCUCCGACACGCCCGUUCUUCAGCUUAAGAGCACGGCCAGGGACUCGGCCAAAAUCGAUCUGGCACUGAAAGCAGAUGCUCGUAAACUGAGCAAAGAAGUCAAAAUCCUUGCCGUCGGUGACAAGCAUGGCCGAUCCAGCAUAGUCAAGCAGAUGAGGCAACGAUAUGGCCAACCAUUCUCGGAUGCCGAGAUCGAAGACUACAGAAAGUCCAUCACUUCCCUGGCUAUCAAGGCUCUGGUUGCUGUUCUUGAUUAUGUCACGGAUCUCGGAAACGGGUUCGUGAGACAAGCCAGCAGAGAUCAUGCCGACAUCAUCCUGGCGUUUGCAAAAUCCGGGGCGCCGGACUGGAGAAUAUCUCCAGAAGUCGCAGCCUCUGUGAAGCACAUUUGGAACAACUGGCAUGUCCAGCAAGCCUUUUCAGCGAUGCGGCAAGAUGGACAAACCGCGUUCUACCUCAGCGCGAUCGAAAGGAUUUGUCGGCCUGACUACACACCUAGCCAAAUUGACAUCAUUCGAGCACCUGAGAACUUUGAGACAAUGCGAGAAACCGAGCUGAUCAUGCCGUCGUCCACAUUGCGUGUGGUUGAACUGCGGGAGCAGCACGCCAUCAAGAUUCUUUCGCAGUUUGCCGAUGUCCAGUUCUGCCUCUUUCCCAUUGACCUGACAUGCUAUGACCGGUAUCACGAUGACGCCAAUCAGACCAACGAGCUUCGAGAAAGACUGUCUUACCUCAAAGCCAUCUGCCAGUCCAAAUACUUUACCAAGAGCAUAAUCCUGCUCGUCCUCACAAAUGCAACGGCGUUCAGAGAUCGAAUUGCCGUCUCACCCAUGAAGACUCAUUUCGACGACUAUGCAGCUGGCAAUGACUUCAAUGCGGCAACAAAGUAUAUUCUGAAGAAAUGCAGGCAAGUCAACCGAGUGGAGCUGCCACUGUUCUGGCAUAUUCAUGAUUUGAACGACGGCGAGGCUGAAGCCAUAGAUCAAUUCUUCAGGCAAUCAGCUGCCAGCAUAACCGCCGUGUCGUGGUUGAGGGACAUUGGCCUCGGUGCGACAUGA
This is a messenger RNA of Cladophialophora carrionii CBS 160.54, 1827 nucleotides long. RefSeq lists its product as uncharacterized. Bases 1 to 1827 code for a protein of 608 amino acids. The record is from RefSeq and is a predicted model, not a curated record. Gene Ontology annotation, biological process: adenylate cyclase-modulating G protein-coupled receptor signaling pathway. Gene Ontology annotation, molecular function: GTPase activity; G protein-coupled receptor binding; G-protein beta/gamma-subunit complex binding. The transcript is spliced from 2 exons. Gene Ontology annotation, cellular component: heterotrimeric G-protein complex. NCBI's taxonomy places the organism in Eukaryota, Fungi, Ascomycota, Eurotiomycetes, Chaetothyriales, Herpotrichiellaceae.